AUGGAUAUUCAUGCAUCCGUCCUGAACGUGCCGAACGAACUUUGGGAUCUGACGUUCUCAUAUCUGAACAUGAACGACAUCCUCAAUUUGAGCAAGACACAUCGAGUCUUCCAACACUCGGCCCGAAGGAGUCUGUACAAGCGCGUCUACAUACCGUUGCAGCGUAACAAGGAUGCUCAAGAUUUUGGAGAUCUACAGCUUUUCUUGGAGUUGGCUUUGGAAAGCGCGUCAUUUCGUCCUUAUGUCCACGAGCUUCAGCUCGAGUACACCUCGGGCUUUGUAGACAACGGCGAGUUUCCUCGAUUCCACAGGCGUCCUUCUAUCGAGGACCGGAAAGUGUACUUGCGAGAGAUCUCCUGGAUUAAGAAUCGCACUGUUCAGAAGCUCGUUGCAAGCCUUCCUUCGCUACACACAGUCACGAUCUAUAUCAAAGGCAAUCCCUGCAGUCGCCAGCUUGAACAGGCUUUCGUGAGGCUCUUGCGCGUCGCUUUGCACAGCUGUCCAGUUGAAAUCCGUCUCUUAUGCGCUGGGGUAUACGCAGGGCCAAUAACUGAACUCGCUAAGGUUCCUCGGGUCACUUCAAUAGCCUUUGAUAGCCCUGUACCUCAAGCCUUUCGGGGCCCGCCUGUCCGCGAGACGGAAAUCGAGUACCUCACACACCUGGGUCUUCUGCAAAACACGACAAACCUUGACCUGGGUUAUAACAUCAUCACAGACGCAGAAGCCCUUGGAAAACUCAUCAGAAACUUCCCGAAAAUCUCGAGCUUGACUCUGUGGCUACGAGACACCGUAUCUCCGGCGGAGCUUGCACGCACUUUGGAGCCGGUGGACACGCUACGCACCCUCCACGUUCGUCGAGAGCAUGCCUGUUUUGCUAGGUCCUCCACAGCUCAAGGUCUUGAACCAGCAGACUUUGGCUCUUUCAAGACACUUCGAGAACUGCAAAUUGGUUCAAGCGCUAUGUUGAAGCAGCUUCCGUGUGAUAUGCCCCCCAACGCUACAACGGGUUUCAUAUGGUACUUCGACCAGUCCGAACGCGAGGCCAUGUUCAAGCAUCUACCACCCCAUCUCGACAACCUCGAGAUCAUGUUCGAGUGGCCUAACAGCAUCUUCGCCGCGGGCGCGUCUUACCAUACCCAGUUCAAAGAGUUGCCAGAGUCGGUGAAGGAUAAAGGAUUCGGAUGGAUGAAACGGCUGUUGGAAAUGGGUAUUCCGAAAGUUGUCUUGCGGGAGAAAGAACAUGGGUGUGCAACUUGGGGCCGUCGUCGGCACGGAAAACUGACCAAGAAGAUGAAGCUGCCGAAGACGGUGCGGGAGAAAUGCGUCGAGGCUGGUGUCCGGCUUGAAGUUUGGUUGUUGGAGCCUAACAGGGAUCCAAAGAUGGUGUCUACCUAG
This is a messenger RNA of Parastagonospora nodorum SN15, 1395 nucleotides long. RefSeq lists its product as hypothetical. The record is from RefSeq and is a predicted model, not a curated record. The transcript has a single exon. The coding region runs from base 1 to 1395 and encodes 464 amino acids. Gene Ontology annotation, molecular function: protein binding. NCBI's taxonomy places the organism in Eukaryota, Fungi, Ascomycota, Dothideomycetes, Pleosporales, Phaeosphaeriaceae.